This is a messenger RNA of Prunus armeniaca (apricot), 222 nucleotides long. The record is from the annotation of a GenBank genome assembly. NCBI's taxonomy places the organism in Eukaryota, Viridiplantae, Streptophyta, Magnoliopsida, Rosales, Rosaceae.
AUGGUGAAGGAAUCAGAGCUGAUCUUGAGGUCUCUGAUGCCACUGUUGUUGCAACAUAUGUUUGGUUCUCGCAAUUCAAUCCCUGAUGAGCUUCAGAAAUUGGUCGAGGUCGAGGUCGAGACGGGGAUGAUUGAUGGUGAAAUGGAUGCCAUUUCUUCUUGCAGCCUGUUCUCAAACUUCUUGUUUGCAAAUGCUGGAUAUGGCGUAUUUGGAUUGACAUGA